GCCACAUCGAAAGACGAACGCAGGAGCUGAUAAAAUUAUCACUGUGGACUUUCGCGCCACACCCCAUUGGAACCCAUCUGAUCAUGGAUUUGAAUUGUGGCUUGAAGGAAGAAGAAUUUGAAGAGGAUAUUUGUCCAAGACAGGAAAUAAAAAGGGAAGAAGAGCCUCAUGACAUCAAACAGGAAGACUCUACAGACUUGAAUCAGAACAUAAAAGAGGAAGGAGUGCCUAGUGUUCUGGAACAUGGAGGAGCGUCUAGUGUUCUAGAACAUGUAGGAGGAGCCUCACCUGUGAAGGAGGUCAAACUAGAGGACACCACUAAUCUACACGACGAUUCCACAGGGGAUCCACAAAGGAAGCAAUUAAGGACAAUGUGCAAAACUUGUGGGAAGACCUUUACUGAAAGGCAACAUAUCAAAUUACACCAGACAACUGACAGACCUUUUAGCUGUACAAAAUGUGGGAUGCCAUUUAAAGACAUAAAUGAUUUAAGAAUGCACCAGAAAACUCACAUUGUGAAGAAGCCUUUUGAGUCUAUGACAAGUGUAGAGGUCAUUGGAACAGAUGGUUUCACGUCAUAUCAGUGUACUACAUGUGGAGAGGUCUUUUCAUCCAGAUGCAAUCUCCAAAUUCACCAGACAAGUCAGUGUACUACAUGUGGAGAAUCCUUUUCAUGCAGCUGGAAACUCAAAAUGCACCAGAGAACCCAUCCUUUCCAGUGUAGCACAUGCGGAAAGGGAUUUAAAGACAAAAGCAAUUUAAACAUACAUCUGAGAUACCAUACAGGGGAAAGGCCUUACCAGUGCAACACAUGUGGAAAGACCUUUGGAAAACGUUCUGUUCUCAAUCGCCAUAAGAAAAUCCAUACGGGAGAAAAACCAUACCAAUGCACUACAUGUGGAAAGAGGUUUGGCCGGCGUAGUCAUCUCAAUCGCCAUCAGAGAAACCAUACUAGAUAAAAGCCUUAGCAUUGUAGCACAUGUGGAAAUUCCUUUGUACACAAAACCCAUCUUGUCCGCCAUCAGAGAACACAUACAGAAAAAAGCCGUUCCAGUGUAAUGGAGAAAAACCUUACCAAUGCGUACCACCUGUGAAAAUGGCUGGAGAAGAUCCCAGUGUAGCACAUGUGGAAAUGCCUUUCCAGUUUAAAAUGAUCUGAAACGGCAUCAGGAUGGAAAGAGAAGAGAAGGGCUACCGGGCCGCCAGCUGUUUUAUGAUGUCACAUCAUGACGCUCUGGAAUUCAAUGCUUCUCUCUGAUUGGCUGCUAGAAGUGAAUAAAACAAGUUGAUCAUGAA
Engraulis encrasicolus (European anchovy) is the source of this 1296-nucleotide messenger RNA. RefSeq names its product zinc finger protein 510-like. The record is from RefSeq and is a predicted model, not a curated record. Bases 84 to 959 code for a protein of 291 amino acids. NCBI's taxonomy places the organism in Eukaryota, Metazoa, Chordata, Actinopteri, Clupeiformes, Engraulidae. The transcript has 5 exons.